AUGGAGCGAAUUGUGCUUUGCUGGGUACUGAUAUCGCGGCCUGCAACGUCGUCGCUCCCAACCGAUGAUUCCCCCUCAACGUCACCUUCAGAGCCCCUCGCAGCAUUCCUCCCCGCCGGACAGCUGCCUGUCGCGUCCUCUGCUCAGGCCGCUCCUUUGAGCCUCGCAGCAUUCCUCCGCGGCGGACAGCUGCCUGUCGCGUCCUCUGCUCAGGCCGCUCCUUUGGUGAAAGGGAAGGUGUUCCUGCGAUAUGUGGCCAAGCUCACUCCCACUCGUGAAAAUGGAACGGUAGUUGGCGACCUAGGAGCAACUGGAUUAUCAAUUAUACUGGGAGUGAAGGCCUCUGAAAGUGACAGCUAUGUUGUAAUCAACGCACUCGUCAACAACAUCAAGUCUGGAGGAGCCAUGCCCCACAUGAGCUACUUCAAAUCUUGCCUUGCCGGCAAGUACAAGGAGACAUUUGACGGCAACUUUUGGGGGAACACCACGAGUGCCAGAGGUGGUAAGCCGAAUCGCUACAGCUUCAAGUCCUCGUAUGUUAUAGGACCGGUGGCAGAGGCAGAUGCUCGGGAAAUCAUUGGAUACCAGAUCGGUAAAGCAUCAGGCUUGUAUACAGUCGUGACUCAUCCGAAAAGUAACUAUGCACUUUGCGGGAGGAUGAAGCAGCAACCUGUUGAAGCAUGA
Closterium sp. Naga37s-1 is the source of this 684-nucleotide messenger RNA. The record is from the annotation of a GenBank genome assembly. NCBI's taxonomy places the organism in Eukaryota, Viridiplantae, Streptophyta, Zygnematophyceae, Desmidiales, Closteriaceae.